UCCUUUCAAGAUGUCUACUGUCCACGAAAUCUUAGGCAAGCUGAGCCUGGAAGGGGACCACGUUCCUCCUCCCAGCGUCUAUGCUACCGUCAAGGCGUAUUCAAACUUUGACGCUGAUAGAGAUGCUACAGCCAUCGAAACAGCUAUCAAGACCAAAGGAGUGGAUGAGGCCACCAUUGUGAACAUCUUGACAAACCGCAGCAAUGAACAACGGCAAGAUAUCGCCUUUGCCUACCAGAGGAGGACUAAGAAGGAACUGAGCGCAGCUCUGAAAUCUGCUCUGUCCGGACAUCUGGAGACACUUAUUCUAGGCCUUCUGAAGACACCUGCGCAGUACGAUGCCAGCGAAUUGAAAGCGGCCAUGAAGGGCCUGGGGACGGACGAAGAUACGAUGAUCGAGAUUAUCUGCUCGCGCAACAACCAGGAGCUCAAUGCAAUUAACAAAGUCUACAAAGAGAUGUACAAGACUGAGUUGGAAAAGGACAUCAUAUCAGACACAUCUGGCGAUUUCCGCAAGCUGAUGGUCGCCCUGGCCAAGGGAAGGAGGAAUGAGGACUGUUCCGUGGUUGACUACGAGUUAAUUGACCAAGAUGCCAGGGAGCUGUAUGAUGCUGGAGUGAAGAGGAAGGGAACCGACGUGGCUAAAUGGAUCAACAUCAUGACCGAAAGGAGCGUCCCUCACCUCCAGAAAGUGUUUGAGCGGUACAAGAGCUACAGCCCCUACAAUAUGGAGGAGAGCAUCAAGAAGGAGGUCAAGGGAGAUCUGGAAAACGCAUUCACCCACCUUGUCCAGUGCAUUCAGAACAAGCAGCUGUAUUUUGCUGACCGGCUCUAUGACUCCAUGAAGGGCAAAGGAACGGACAAGGUCCUGAUCCGGAUAAUGGCUUCCCGCUCUGAAGUUGACAUGCUGAAAGUCAAGAGCGAAUUCAAGAGGAAAUGAAAGUCCCUCUAUUACUUUAUCCAGCAAGACACAAAGGGAGAUUACCAGAGGGCCCUCCUGAACCUGUGCGGAGGAGACGACUGAAAACUGUGACGGAGAGGACCCAUCCUCACCCAGAUACGUGUCGUCUGCUUUCCUUCUCCUCCUGCCAAACUAGACCCCGUCAUCGACACACUAACUCUCCUGUUCUCUGCAUUUGCAAGACUCGAUACCCUCGGUUGCUUCUGUGUAUCCCCCUAACUUGGCUCUGCGUGGCUUUAACCCAAGUAGCUAACCUUAAAGUGGGAGUGGUGAGGAGGCUGGAGAAAUUCACAUUCCAGAGAGAGAGAGAGAACAAGGCAAACCUGUGCUGUGAAAGAUUCUGCCUCUUUGUAUUACAUGCCUGUCAAAAGUACAAAUAAAAGUGGAAUUUUUACUUUA
Messenger RNA from Heteronotia binoei (common prickly gecko), 1360 nucleotides. RefSeq names its product annexin A2 (gene ANXA2). Gene Ontology annotation, molecular function: calcium-dependent phospholipid binding; calcium ion binding; phospholipase inhibitor activity. The record is from RefSeq and is a predicted model, not a curated record. Lineage: Eukaryota; Metazoa; Chordata; Lepidosauria; Squamata; Gekkonidae. Gene Ontology annotation, cellular component: cytoplasm.